AACUUCCUCUCCUAUAAUUGCAACUUGCAAAACCACUUUCGUCUUUGUGGCUGUACUGAUCCACCAGUAAGAAACAAAUGACUUUCAUCAAACAAUUCUGAUUGUGGUCAUUAAACAGAAACAGGACGGUUUAUAUUAGUCGGUGGACUGGCAGGUGGCGAUGACAGGCCACGUUUAGAGAUAUAUUAGUGUUAAAAUAGUCUUUAACAGUUAAACCAAACUUCCUGUUUCCUAAAUGCAACUGUGCACAUCGCUAGACUCCGCUUAUUUUGGGUCAAAGCAUUGCAUUGCUUGCACAGAGACAUUACAAAGACAUUGCUACAAUGGUGAUGAAAUUGGAAGUAUGUCUUAUUAUGACAUUGAAGAUCACUCUAACGCUGUGCCAAAUGGACGCUAGGACCAUGAAGACUCAACCCUGCGAUAUACAUGAGAACAAAACUGAGAUGACGAUUGUGGUCAACUGCGGUGGACGUGGACUCAAAGAUGUGCCGCCGCUCGAGAGAAACACCACCUCCCUUGACCUUUCUGAGAACAGGAUCAAGAACUUAACAUCAGGAGUUUUCCGAUACCUAGAGAAUCUGACUGUUUUAAAUCUGAACUGGCUGAAUAAGAAUCAGAAGGUUGUUGUUGGUGACGAGGAGUUUUCGAAUUUGACCAAGUUGCGUACGCUGGAGCUCGACGGGCUCGGACUAACGUACGUACCAAAAAAACUUCCAAGAAACCUGCAGAAACUAAUGCUUGUAGUGAACAAAAUCACCUGGUUAAACGCGACGUCCUUUGCGCAUGUGCCAAAUCUGUCACUUCUUUUUCUUUCGAGAAACUGCUUCUACUGGAAUCCUUGCUCAAGAGAUUAUCACAUAGAAGAUGGGAGUUUCUCAGUCCUAACGAGAUUGAAACAUCUUACUUUGUCGUACAACAACAUAACUCGAGUGCCCAGAGGAUUACCGGCGUCUUUAAGUACUCUCGAGCUCGCUUCAAACAGAAUCGCGUACGUCGGAGAGCAUGAUUUCCAAGGACUCGAAAAUCUGACAAGUCUAAAGAUCCAAGGAAACUGCCCAAGGUGUAAUAAUGCUCCAUAUCCAUGCAUUCCUUGUAAAAAUGUUUCCAUUGAAAUCCAUCCGCGAGCUUUUUCCGGCCUUAAAAAGCUGCAGAUUCUGCACCUCGCAGGGAAUUCAAUCAGGUCCGUAGAUCCCAGUUGGCUCGCCAAUAUUUCAGAACUUAAGGAGCUCUACCUUUCGUUUAAUUUCUUGUUCAAAGCCGUCCAAGACAAUGUUUUCUUGAGUAAUCUGCCACUGCUAACCAAACUUGAUCUUUCGUUUAACUAUGCCCUUAAGAGUUACCCGUCCACUGUUAAGCUAUCGCCCAGCUUCGCGAAUUUGACCUCGCUGAGGACGCUGCACCUUCGAGGAUUGGUGUUUCAAGAAAUCCAUGAUGAAACCUUCCACUCUCUGUACGGCUUACGAAAUCUCUCUGUGUUGGAUGUAGGAAUAAACUUCAUUGUGCGUGCAAAUUUAAACAUAUUUGAACAAUUCCAACACGUGAAACUUCUCUAUCUUUCAGAAAACAGAUUUUACCCAGUGAUCAGUAGGAACUUGAGAAAAGACACAGGUGUUGGUUUAAAAUCCUCAUUCACGAUGCCAUCAGUGUCAGAACCUCACCCGAAAGAUCAUUCCUAUGAUGUUCCAAAAAAUCUCGUGAAGCCAGAGUGCUACGCCACCGGUCGAGUGUUGGAUCUCAGUCGAAAUAACCUGUUCCUAAUUUCUCCUGCACAGUUUGAGUCAUACGGGAACAUAUCUUGCCUCAAUCUCUCCAUGAAUGGCUUUGCCACGGCUCCGAAUGGAUCCGAAUUCACAUCGCUUCCAGGUCUCAAAUACCUAGAUUUGUCCUACAACAAAAUCGAUCUGGCAUACGAUCAUGCCUUCCAAGAGUUACAGAGUCUUGAGGUGCUGGACCUGAGUUACAACCCCCAUUAUUUCACCGUGCAAGGUGUGACGCACAAUUUGAACUUCCUCCAAUAUUUGCCCUCUUUGAAGGUGUUGAACAUGAGCUACAAUUACAUCUUCACGUUGACCACCAAAACCAUCUCAAGCGCAUCUCUUCAAGAGCUGCAAUUCCAUCACAAUAGUCUCGGCAGGAUGUGGAGGGAUAGAGACAAAACCUACGAUAGGCUUUUCGCAAACUUGACCAAUCUGACUUAUCUUGACAUAUCCUGCAACGAUAUCGGGAAAAUCCCUCUUAGAGUUUAUACGCUUCUUCCCAGAAGCAUUCAGAAGUUGCGAUUAAGCCACAACAGUCUGGUGAUUUUUAACUGGACAAUGUUAAGAAAUUUCCCACAUCUCCGAGAGCUCAUUUUAAGUAACAACAAGAUCUUUCAGAUAUCAAGUAAUUUGUCAGGUGAUGCUCCCUCUUUACAGUUCCUCGAUCUCCAGUACAACCGAAUAUCCAAGCUCUCCAGUGGAUUUCUACAGGGAGCGGUAAAUCUUGAGGCACUUGAUCUCAGUCACAACUACCUCAUAACCAUCAACCAGUCCACGUUUCCACUUGAAACCGAGAGUUACCUGAAGAAGCUGUGGCUCAACGGCAACCCGUUCCACUGCACGUGCGACCUACUUGAAUUUGUUCUGUGGAUUUCUAAAACCAAUGUGAUAGUCCCUAAAUUGGUGACCUCGGUGGUGUGCGCUAUGCCGGAAGAGAGGAAAGGUCUGCCUGUAAUACGCUUUGACAUUAAAGAAUGCAUCGAUGACCAAUUGGCCUUUCUGGCGUACUUCCUCUCACUUGUGUGCAUUAUAUGCACCACUUUCGUGGCCGUCGCAAUGCACCUUUUCUACUGGGAUGCCUCCUACUUAUUCUACUAUUUGAAAGCCAAAUUCACUGGGUAUCAGCACCUGAGCUCCGACAGCUGCAUCUACGACGCCUUCAUCACCUACGACACCAAGGACGCGCAGGUGUCCGACUGGGUGCUCAACCACCUGCGGGUGCAGCUGGAGGAACGAGGCGAGCGCUUCCUACCCAUCUGCCUGGAGGAGCGGGACUGGAUCCCCGGCUCUCCCGUCUUGGACAGUCUGACCCAGAGCAUCCAGCACAGCCGCAAAACCGUCUUCGUGCUGACCGAGGCUUACGUGAACAGCGGCUCCUUCAAGCUGGCCGUCUUCCUGGCUCACCAGAGGCUGGUGGAGGACAACGAGGACGUGAUCGUGCUGCUGCUCCUGGAGCCCGUGCUGCAGUACUCGCAUUUCCUGCGGCUGCGCAGGCGUCUGUGCGCUCGCAGCAUCCUCGAGUGGCCGCGCUCCUCGUCCGCCGAAGCCUGGUUCUGGCAAUCCCUGCGGAACACCAUACGGGUGGACAACCAGGCCAUGUACAGCGACCUCUAUAGCCGAUACUUCACCACCAAGUAGAUGCAGAAACCUGAUUUGAAUACCAUGAAUACCAAUAAUAUUUUUACAUGAAUACCAUGUAAAAUUGUUGAUGACCCCUUAAUGACCCUACAAGUUUGAUUAAACCAUCAAAAUAUGAGGAAAUAUGAGGGAAGAACAAAACACUAAACUUGUUUAAGGUACUUAUCUGGCAAAAUUAUUUGGCAAAAACAACAGGUAUACAAAAAAUGCAUAGAAAAACAAAAAGCUGACAGGAAAAAACAAACAUUGACUAUAAUCAGUUAUUAAUAUUUGGUUGGUUCGCUCUUGUUUUUGCAUGUGUUCAUAAUUUCUUUGUAUGACAGCCUGUCAUAUUCUGUUAUCACAAAUAAAACAAUCGACUCCAAGAACAACUACACAAUAUGACUACAAAAUCUUCAAUAAUAUUUGAAUGAAGGGUGAAGAUGUCAGUUUUACUAGGCUGGACGUCACUUUUAUACUGUACAUGAAAUUUCAAGCUGAGCAAGAUUAAUUCUUUGCUUGGUCACUAAUGUAUUAAAUAUUGAAUUUUGUAUUUUUUUUAUUUUUUUUAUUGAAGGCCGAAACUCACUUGCACACUGUAAAAAAGUGAUAUGAUCUGUAAGUCAUGGCAAUGUUAUCACAUAACUUUAACUCAUCAAAAUAAUUUACGCAGUUUCAACUUUAUAAGUUAUAAACUCGAUUUUUUUAAGUCGGUUUAAUAUAAUAAAGUUGAAAUUGUACAAACAAGAUGAUUCAACUCAAUGUAAGGUUUUUAAGUGAAAAAGGCGGACAUUUUUUACAGUGUAAAAUGUAAAUUCAAACUAUUAAAACAAAAAUAUUCAGUCCAAACUUCAUUGUUUCUCUUUGCAGGAACAUUUCACAAGGAGCAUCUGUUUUUUCUGUUUUUCAUAACAAAAUGAUAAAGUUUGUGUGAUAAAAUGAUAUACAUACAUUUACAAUAAGGUUCCAGUUGUUAACAUCAGUUAACAGUGAAACUAACAGUGAAAUAUUCCUAAAGCAUUUAUUAAUCUCAGUUAAUGUUAAUUUCAACAUUUACUAAUAUUAUUCAAAUAAAAAAACUGUAUUUUUUUUAUUAACUAAUGUUAACAAAGAUUAAAUACUGUAACAAAUGCAUUGACAGUUAAUGCAUUAACUAACAUUAACUAAUAGGACUUUAUUGUAAAUGUUAGUGAAAUUUCAAGUGAAAAGCAGUACGACAAAAUCAAUCCUUAACUUGGUCACUAAUGUUUUAAUUAGUUUGCUGUUUGUUUGUUUUUUUUAUCCAAGGCACUUGCAAAAUCUUGUAAAAUGUAAAUUCAAACUAUUAAAAUUAUUUACAACACCGGUCCAAACUUAA
This is a messenger RNA of Ctenopharyngodon idella (grass carp), 4731 nucleotides long. Its product is annotated as toll-like receptor 8. The transcript is spliced from 3 exons. The record is from RefSeq and is a predicted model, not a curated record. Gene Ontology annotation, biological process: toll-like receptor signaling pathway; canonical NF-kappaB signal transduction; defense response to virus. Bases 324 to 3395 code for a protein of 1023 amino acids. Gene Ontology annotation, cellular component: plasma membrane. NCBI's taxonomy places the organism in Eukaryota, Metazoa, Chordata, Actinopteri, Cypriniformes, Xenocyprididae. Gene Ontology annotation, molecular function: pattern recognition receptor activity; protein binding.